This is a messenger RNA of Prorocentrum cordatum, 1461 nucleotides long. The record is from the annotation of a GenBank genome assembly. NCBI's taxonomy places the organism in Eukaryota, Dinophyceae, Prorocentrales, Prorocentraceae.
CGGGGGACCUGGUCGGGCACCCCCGCGGGCGAGCAGGCACGGACUUCCCGCCGCCGUCGCCGCGGCCGCGGGCCGCGGACGAGUCCCGGCUCGAGCCGCGCCUUUGCCUUGGCCCGGCCUCUCGCCCCAUGUUCGCCGCUGGAGGCAGCCACACGGCCCUGCUCAGGAGCGACGGCAAUGCCGUGGCCUGCGGCAAGAAUGAUCACGGUCAGUGCGACCUCCCGGCGUUGGCGGGGGACCUGACCUACGCGCAAGUUGCGGCUGGAGGCAGCCACACGGCCCUGCUCAGGAGUGACGGCAGCGCCGUGGCUUGCGGGUGGAAUGAUCACGGUCAGUGCGAUCUUCCGGCGUUGGUGGGAGGCCUGACCUACACGCAAGUUGCGGCUGGAGGCAGCCACACGGCUUUGCUCAGGAGCGAUGGCAGCGCCGUGGCCUGCGGGUGGAAUGAUCUCGGUCAGUGCGACCUCCCAGCGUUGGUGGGGAGCCUGACCUACACGCAAGUUGCGGCUGGAUGCGGCCACACGGCUUUGCUCAGGAGCGACGGCAGCGCCGUGGCCUGCGGCCGGAAUGCUUUUGGUGAGUGCCACCUCCCAAGGCUGGUGGGAGGCCUGACCUACACGCAAGUUGCGGCUGGACGCACCCACACGGCCCUGCUCAGGAGCGACGGCAACGCCGUGGUUUGCGGCCUGCAUGGCGAUGGUCAGUGCCUCCCGGCGCUGGUGGAGGGCCUGACUUACACGCAAGUCGCGGCUGGAGACUGCCACACGGCUUUGCUCAGGAGUGACGGCAGCGCCGUGGCCUGCGGCUGGAAUGUUUCUGGUCAGUGCGACCUCCCGGCGCUGGCGGGGGGCCUGACCUACACGCAAGUCGCGGCUGGAGGCGGCCACACGGUCCUGCUCAGGAGCGACGGCAGCGCCGCGGCCUGCGGCCAGAGUGAUCAGCAGCAGUGCGAUCUCCCGGCGCUGGUGGCGGGCCUGACCUAUGCGGCGCGCCUGUUUCCAGCGCUGCUUCUGCAGGCAUCGCCCGACGGCGACUCGAUGCGCCUCCUGACCCUUAGCGGGGCCGAGCGUCUCAGGGUCGGGCCCGCCGCUCUCCUGGCGGACGUCUGCGGCCAGCUGGCGGCGGAGCAUCGGGCGGGCAGGCUGGGCCCCAGGACUCCCGGCGGGGUCGACGCGGUCUUGCCCGAUGGCCGGCUGCUCAGCAGCGCCCUUCCAGGGGAGACGGUCGCCGACACUCUCGCGCCCCGCCUACGCAGCCGCCCCGCGGUCGCGCUGGCCGACCGCGGCGAGAAGAAGGCGCGACGCAACGUGACGCGGGGGGGGGUUCGCCUUGACAAUUGCAUUCUAUCGCACUAUGAACAAGGUCCAGAAGAGAUCCGGCCCUCUCCGCGCAUUUUUUUCUUGAACGUGGGGUUUUAAACAUUGGCUUCCCUUAUUUGGCUUUAGAAACUGAGUGUCUACG